CUUACUGAUGCAUUAACAUCUAUGGACCAGUGUAAUGAAAUAUUAUAUCCAAAUAUUAAAAAAAUACUACAUAUUAUUGCUUGUUUGCCUGUUUCUGUAGCUUCUGCUGAGCGUAGUUUUUCAACAAUAAGAAGAUUAAAAACUUGGUUAAGGUCAAAUAUGGGCGAAGAACGCUUGGUUGGGUUAGCUUUGCUUAAUAUUCAUAGACACAGAACAGUAGAAGUUGACGAAGUUAUUGAUUUAUUUGCUGGCUGUAAAAAAAGAAAUUUUGAUUUUGUUAUAUGA
Molecule: messenger RNA, 285 nt
Organism: Sipha flava (yellow sugarcane aphid)
Lineage: Eukaryota; Metazoa; Arthropoda; Insecta; Hemiptera; Aphididae
Product: zinc finger MYM-type protein 1-like
Exons: 2
Molecular function (GO): protein dimerization activity
Source: RefSeq, a predicted model, not a curated record